Molecule: messenger RNA, 459 nt
Organism: Chanos chanos (milkfish)
Lineage: Eukaryota; Metazoa; Chordata; Actinopteri; Gonorynchiformes; Chanidae
Gene: nme2a
Product: NME/NM23 nucleoside diphosphate kinase 2a
Exons: 4
Coding region: 1-459 (152 amino acids)
Biological process (GO): CTP biosynthetic process; GTP biosynthetic process; UTP biosynthetic process
Molecular function (GO): nucleoside diphosphate kinase activity
Source: RefSeq, a predicted model, not a curated record
AUGGCUGGGAACGAGGAACGAACCUUCAUCGCCAUCAAACCUGACGGCGUGCAGAGGGGACUUGUUGGAGAGAUCAUCAAACGCUUUGAGCAAAAAGGCUUUAAGCUAGUUGGCAUGAAGUUAAUUCACGCAUCCGAGGAGCUUCUAAAGCAACAUUAUAGUGACCUGAAGGAUCGUCCGUUUUUUUCCGGCCUGGUCAGCUACAUGCACUCCGGCCCUGUUGUUGCCAUGGUGUGGGAGGGUCUGAACGUUGUUAAGACUGGGAGAGUAAUGCUGGGUGAAACAAACCCGGCUGAAUCGAAGCCGGGGACGAUCCGUGGAGACUUCUGUGUCCAGGUUGGCAGGAACAUCAUCCACGGCAGUGAUUCUGUCGACAGUGCCAACACAGAGAUCAACCUGUGGUUUCAGCCUCACGAGCUUGUCACCUACACGACCUGCACACACAGCUGGAUCUACUGA